Molecule: messenger RNA, 423 nt
Organism: Prorocentrum cordatum
Lineage: Eukaryota; Dinophyceae; Prorocentrales; Prorocentraceae
Source: the annotation of a GenBank genome assembly
AUGUCCCCGGCGAUGGUGGCGGCCGCGGCACAAAAGAUCGGCUGGCCGUUGGCGCACGCGGCGGGUGGUGUCGACGCUCCCUGCCCCCGUCAGGUGGCGAUCCUGACAUGCUUCUGGACGGACCAGGGCGCAGGGCCAUUGCCGCAAGUGCGCCUGGCCAAGCUGCGCGACGCUGGAGUCACGGAGAAGGCCUGCCAACUCUGCGGGGUCACGCCCGGCACCCUCUUGCAUCGCCGCGUAUGCGAGGCCUCGUUGCCCCUGGACGGGUGGCCGGAGCCGCUGGAGGUAUGUGGACGCUUACUCUCGACGAUGUCGGACGCCCGCCUCGCGCUGCUCAGGACCCGCGGGCUUCUUACACUGCGGCUGCCGCGCCCGCUGCCGCAAGAGGAGGUGGCAGUUCGCUGGUUCACGGACCCGCCAGAC